CAAAGCUGCACUGAACGGAAAAUGUUCUAUUGGCUUAGAAGAGAAAGUGUAUGUAGCUUAGCUGCAUGCUAACUGCAGCUUUACAGUAGGACGCGUUGCAUAAUGUAGCCGUCUGAAGGAAGACACUAUUGAUAUCGAGAUUUCUUCAAGAAAACUAUCAGUAAAGAAGUGGAUAGGACCGUUCUUACUCUUACUCGGUUAGCUGAAGAGUUAGCUUACCUAGCUAGCAGGCUAGCCAUUGAGAGACCCACCACCCAAAGAAUCCGAUUAAAGCCAUUGUAAUAAGUGAUCGGAUAUCCAGAGUCAUAAACGCGCAUAAAUCUACUCUCAGCGUGUGAACGAAGUGACAGUAAUCGUGACCGUGGCAAGGAAACUCUGAGGCUUAGUACAGAGUGGAGACGAGCACGGCUGAACAACAUCGGCAGGGCUGAUCUAACAGAGGCUAAAACCAAAACAGCUCGUGUUUGCAGUAAUCAUUUUAUCUCAGGAGCGCCAGCAAAAUUACACGAUAGAAACAAUCCAGGAUGGGCACCCACUCAGAAAAUUGGCUACGUUUCAUCCAAGAUCUCACCAAUUCCAGCCUGUCUGCCUCACAGCGGCGUUCUGAAAGGAACAUCACCGAAACGAGCAAUAAUGUGUUAACCUGUUGGACCUAUUUCCUCUUUCACUGGAUAACUCCUACUCUUUGGAGUACACACGCACGCACGCACACAAAACUGUAAGCAUGGCUCAGGUUGCACGCUUGAGAUUGCAACCUUCGCGGGCUCUUAUGUAACACAUGCCGGCAUCAGCCUUGGAACAAACGGCACGCAAGGAAACCCCAAAAGUGUCCCAGUGGGAAGCUGGGCUUUGUAUAUUUGGGCUUUAUACUUUUUCAUCUCCUCAUAUCAACAUUUUGGGGUCAUCUACAGCUUUGUUGUUUUCAUUUUAGUCAUUCCACUGAUCUGAAUGAACACUUUGGAGUUUCUGCAGUGUGCUCUGUUUUAGGAUUUCGUGUGAGUGCUUGAGGUGUGUGGUUUUUUUUUUUUUUUUUUUAGGUAACACCUUGCCUCGGAGAAUCUUUGUACUUUAUUUCCUAUUGUAGAUGCUUAUGUUCUUGUCACUAGAUGUAGGCAGAAGCGUGGCUCACUUUUUUUGCCUCCAUCCUGCAGAUCGGUUGUGAGGACUCCAGCUAGACUGGUCCAUCACUGCCUUUAGCCUCGAAGCAGAAUGCUUCGACUUGGUACAGAGAGACUCAAGAAUAGCAAAGUGCAAUAUCCCACAUGUUGAGCGAAAUCAAAAGAGACAUUUCUAUGUUUCCUGAGCUGGCAGAAAGAGCUACAGCUGGAAGCAGUUUCUGUGCCAUCCUCCCAAUACUCUCUACAUCUCUGUAAAAAGCAAAACCGCGGACACUAAAUCUGUCACUGCCCUGCUGUUUUGCUUUAUCACCUAAUUUUACCUCCUUUUUCGGUUUUGAUUUACUCCUUUCACCAGGCUGAUUUCGGUUGUAAACCAAGACUGAGAUUUUGAAAGCUUUUAUCAAUACUCAAAGCCCAAACUACAUUAUUUAAAACAGUGCAAAACUUGCAUUAACUACAAACUCCAUGUCAUAAACCUUAAGUUUAAUCCUCUACCUCUUAAGUCGUAAAACCAAAAGUUUUCAAUAGCGUCACUCAUUUAUGGUUAUUAAAGUUCAGCCACACAGAACACUAGUUGAAGAUUUUUAAGUGCUUUUUCUUUUAUUUUUCUGUUGCUUUUACCAAAAACUGUUAGCCAUAUAUGUUUUGUUAUUGGAUUGCUUUCUUUAGUUGUCGCUGUUUUAAGUUGAAAGUUAUUUUACAAAUGACCAAACUAGCUUUUAGAUUUUAAAACUGUAAUAAUUUGCAAAGAAGCCAAGAAAUCUAUUGAACUUAUUUCAGAUAAGCCAUUCUUAAAAGCUUUUUUUUUUUCUUUUUUCUCCCUCCUUUUUUUCCCCCUCCAUGCUGGGUCAGGACGCACUUUAUGGCGGCGUCUAUUCAAGUCUGAGUGCUUUAGUUGAGUGCAGAAAGCCUGAUUCGUGCCCUUUUUAUUUUUUUCAUUGUUCAAUUCAUUUGACUCUCUCAGCUAUAACUAUGCAGACAAUCUGUCAUUUCUUUAUCUUUAGUCGAGGGGGAGAAGAACUGCUACUCCUCCCAUAGUCCAUCUCAUUUUACACACAUAUACACACACACCUACCUACCUUCAAAAGGGUGGUUUCUCAGUGACGGCCCCUCCUGGUGCACCCUGGGUAAUGCCGAGUAGCAGUAAGAGUGGGGGUUUGUCUGACCCCGCUUCCCCUCCCCACCCAACCGUUCCAUCCCGCCCCCUUCGUCCCAGUCGCUACGUUCCAGUGUCUGCAGCGACAGCCUUCCUGGUGGGAGCAACUACACUCUUCUUCUGCUUCACGUGCCCAUGGCUUUCGGAGAAUUUUUCGGUCGCCAUACCGAUAUAUAAUGGCAUCAUCUUCCUUUUUGUGUUGGCCAACUUCUGUAUGGCCACCUUUAUGGACCCAGGCAUCUUCCCAAGAGCCGAGGAAGAUGAGGAUAAAGAGGACGAUUUCCGAGCACCGCUUUAUAAGACGGUGGAGAUUCGGGGCAUACAGGUGCGCAUGAAAUGGUGUUCAACGUGCCGGUUCUACAGACCACCUCGCUGCUCGCAUUGCUCAGUGUGUGACAACUGUGUGGAGGAUUUUGAUCACCACUGUCCGUGGGUGAACAACUGUAUAGGCAGGAGGAACUACCGCUACUUCUUCCUCUUCCUGCUCUCUCUCACAACUCACAUCAUGGGCGUCUUCGGCUUUGGGCUGCUCUUCAUCCUGUACCAUACACAGCAGCUUGACCGAGUGCACUCAGCUGUCACUAUGGGCGUUAUGUGUGUAGCUGGACUUUUCUUCAUCCCAGUAGCAGGCCUUACUGGUUUCCACAUUGUACUGGUAGCAAGAGGCAGAACCACUAAUGAGCAGGUCACAGGAAAGUUCAGAGGAGGUGUGAACCCCUUCACUAAUGGCUGUUGGAGAAAUGUGACGCGUGUCCUCUGCAGCUCCCAGGCACCCAGGUAUGUGGGCAGGAAGAGGAAGGCACAGACUGUGUCGGUUCAGCCCCCGUUCUUGAGGCCGCAACUUUCCGAGGCACAGCUGGCAGCCAAGGUCCUUGAUAAUGGUAUCCAUGGAGAUCUACACCGGUCCAAGAGUAAUUUAGAGAUGAUGGAGAGUCAGUCUGCUGAUGCUGAACCACCUCCUCCUCCUAAACCAGAGCUUAGAUAUCCUGGCCUUUCAAGAGGACCUGCUGAAGAGAGCAGCCUGUUAAAUAAAGCUCCACCAACUCCCACCAUGUACAAAUACCGACCUACAUACAGCAGCCCAGGGAAGAACCACACCGCUCUGACACAUGCCUAUGCUAACCAGAUGAGUCGUGGGGACAGUCUGAAGGAGUCCUCCUCCUCUCUCCUCCAGUCCAGUCAGCAGCCGGGUUUCCGCUCUGAGCCCAGUCUGGAUGGCCGUGAUGGAGGAGGAGGAGAGCGUGGGGGUGCUGAGCGACCCUCCGGAGGCCAAGGGGCACUGCCAGCCCCUGGAAUCUCCGCAUAUUCCUUUGGGGGGCGCUCUUACCCCUCCUUCUCCGACCCCACUGUGCUCUCCGGAGGCGCUUCUCGUUCCUCCAGCGUGCGCUCCACGUCCCACAAUGCACCACCCUCUGAAGCCUCCAGCUACAAGAGCUCAGCCAAUCAAACACCUCCACCCCGCAAUGGCAGCUUGUCCUACGACAGCCUUCUUACGCCCUCUGAAAGCCAGAAUUUUGAAUCCACAUCCCCCAACACACCGCUUGGCUACACCUCGCCAUUUCUGUCUGCACAGAUUGCCCAGCAGCGAGAGGAGGAGCUUCAUCAGCCCUCCUCCUCCAGCUCCGCCCUGCUUGCUUCACCGCACCGUGGCACUGCCUACCUGCGUGGCUCCGCCUCUCCUCCACCGCUACCUGACCGAGAACGUGAAAGGCUGCUUCAUGAUGCGCAGCCUCGCCAGCACCAUCACCACCAUCACCAUCACCACCAACAUCGGCCACCGCGCUUUUCCCGCCCUCCUCUCUUGUCUGAUUCAGGCCUGCCAAGGCCCACUAACCCGUACCGCACACGCUCCACAGAUGCUCCACUCCCCCCCUCCACCCACCCACCACGUGCAGGUCACCCGCCUUUAGGCAAAUCUCUGUCUUACUCGAGUGCCGCAGCUGCUGAAAUGCAGUACCGCCUUGUGCGUAAAGCCUCCGCCUCCACUACGGCUGGGGCAGGGGGCAUCCAGGCGCCCAAGGACGAGAUUCAGAUGAAAUCUUAUAGUCGGACAAAUGGGCAGCCUAAAUCACCUCUUCCACAGUCUCCUCCUUUGAACCCCUCUUCCCACUCUCAUCCAGUCAGUGUGUCCACACGACCAGGACAUGCCUGUUCUAGUGUUGGCUCUUCACAGAGCCCCGUCAACAAGCCUGGAGGUGGGGUGAAGAAGGUGACGGGUGUCGGAGGAACCACUUAUGAAAUAUCAGUUUGAGUGAUGGGCAGCAGUUUGACCAGUCCUGUGUCAACAGCUGAGCCAUGGACCUGCCUCCUCUGCUCGUUCAGUCAGAGUAGAGAUUCACUACACUGUUGGAAAUGUGUUGCACACAACAGACGUUUAUGACGAAAGAUGGAGUGAAUAAAGGACUUCAGACCUGCGCUUUACUUUUAUACAUGGGGAAAGAUUGCGAAAGCUGACCUGUUAAUGUCUGGUCAGAUAAGACAUUGUGGAGGAGGAGGGGGAGGAGAGGUUGCGUGUACAAUUCCUGGACUUCCUGACCUGCCAUUAACGAGGAGGUGCGACACUCGAGUUUGGCAGAUGACCGGACUGCCUUGAAAAAUCAAAUUCUGAAAAAGAUUGCUUUGUCAGCUGUGUAAAUCGUAAAUUGUGUGUCAUGUAUAAAGGAAAAAAAAAAAACGGUUAAACUUUUCCCAGGGGUUUUCUCCAAAUGGUUGGACUUAAAUCAGCAACUUUACAGGAUAUUCUUGCUGUUUUGGACCACUGUGAUUGGCUCAUGACCAUUCUGCUUGGGUACAUGAACCAAUCAGAAGUGGAGAAGUAAAAGUGGUUAAUAAAAUGGUCUACAUUGUUGUUUGAUCCUUUUCAAGAGUGUUUUCAGGCAGUGGCCUUGGACAUCGAGAGAUGUUUUUAUUUAAUUUUUUCAAUCUUAUUUUAUAUGAAUUUAUAAAUAGCUAUUGAUAUGAUCAAGCAUUUCAGGUGUGGUUGAGCAGCGCAGGUGAUUCACAUGUCAAAUAUGAAGAUCAGAGCAUCUCCAAGUCAUGAAUACACUCGAAUAUACCCUGUAAAAAUUUUUUUUUUUUUUUAAAUAACCAAGACUGAGAUUUGUAUCCAGGUUGGGUUUUUAAGCAGUCGAAUAGGUGGGGAGGGAGACUUGUUUAAUUUUGAAUUAUGGUUGUGAUGACCACUCGGUGUUUUGAGUCCGUGUCUUUAGGACAAGACAAACCUCAGAGUCAGCCAGGUGAAGCCUAUGUAACACUCGCCUCAUAAGAUGUAGCAUCUGAAUACACAACACACAGGUGAGCACAUUUUUCUGGGAUAUAUUUUCAGUUACUUUGUAAAGUCUGUCUGUGGGAUGAUGUCUGCUUUGGUUUAUCAGUUCCUAUUGAAGAGACUCUGUCUAGUGCCCUUGUCUAGCUGACUAAGUAGAGAAGUUUGGUGACCAGAGAAGUGGGAAACCAGUGCACUUGGAUUGGAUAAUGGUUGAGCCAGUCAGUGAGUGACUGCUGUAGUUAUGAAUUAUAAAAUGCCUUUUUUAAUUUAAUUUUUACUUUUAAAAAUAUAUUGUGGAUAUUUUGCAAGCUUUGUGUUUCAGUGAUUCCUCAAAAUGUUGCAGGCUUUGGAUUGAAAUGUUUGUCCAGUCAGGUGGGAAAGAGUUUUGACAGCUGGUCAACUCCAUAUGAGAAUAAAACAAACAAACAAAAAAAAGCAGGAAAUAUUUGGCAUCUGGAUCAGUAUGUUAAUUAAGAAGGAAAAGGUGUACUGUAUAGUAUACUGUGUGAGAGUGAGUGUGUGUCUGUGUGGGUGAAUGUGGUUGAGCAUUGUUAAUAAACACUUUAUAAACUA
Molecule: messenger RNA, 6115 nt
Organism: Neoarius graeffei (lesser salmon catfish)
Lineage: Eukaryota; Metazoa; Chordata; Actinopteri; Siluriformes; Ariidae
Gene: zdhhc5a
Product: zinc finger DHHC-type palmitoyltransferase 5a
Exons: 14
Coding region: 2249-4525 (758 amino acids)
Biological process (GO): protein palmitoylation
Molecular function (GO): palmitoyltransferase activity
Source: RefSeq, a predicted model, not a curated record